Messenger RNA from Bufo gargarizans (Asiatic toad), 1716 nucleotides. It is a transcript of the gene PHACTR3, whose product is annotated as phosphatase and actin regulator 3. The coding region runs from base 1 to 1716 and encodes 571 amino acids. Gene Ontology annotation, molecular function: actin binding. The transcript is spliced from 13 exons. Gene Ontology annotation, biological process: actin cytoskeleton organization. The record is from RefSeq and is a predicted model, not a curated record. NCBI's taxonomy places the organism in Eukaryota, Metazoa, Chordata, Amphibia, Anura, Bufonidae.
AUGGCCCAGUCUCCAGCACUGCGGACGGAGUAUUUGGUAACAGGGAUGCGGACCCCACCUGCCAGGAGGAACAGUAAGCUUGCAACACUGGGGAGGAUCUUCAAACCUUGGAAAUGGAGGAAAAAGAAAAGUGAAAAGCUAAAACAGUCCUCUGCAGGAAUUGUCUCCACUCCCAAGAAGAUCACCUCCCGGCAGACCCGUGAUGACAUCAUUAAGAAGGGAAUUUUAGAGAUUAUGGAAAAAGACCUUGACCCUAAGGACUGUCCAGUAGAAGAUGUCACAAGAGAGUCCUUUGGAGACCCAACAAUGCCUCUAAGCCAGUCACCUCCCACUGAAGAAACACUUCCAGAAACAUCUGCAGCAGCUGCAGUGAAUGUCAGCUCUCUGGACGAGGAUCAGCAGACAGACACAGGGGAAGAUCAAGAAGGUAAAGCUCAGUUGGCCUUGGAGGAAGAUCUGAAAGACUCAGUGGAGAAAACUUUACAAGCCUUAUUGCUCACCGAACCUGUAGAAUCUCCUUCACCAGAGAGAAGUAGGACUCUCAUCAGUAGUCCACCGCUACUUCCUAUGCCGCAGCCAAAGGCAUCUUCAUGGGUGAAUCAGUGUUUGACAGACAUUGAAUUCGAAGACAUGACCUCCCCUCCCUCCAGGAUCAUGAAGAACUCCACUCCUGUCGGCUGCUCCCAUAUCUCAGGACACAGCAAUCUCUUCCAGACAUCCAGCCAGAAACCCCCAGAAAGUAGCAGUCAAGUUGUGAAGCAUUCCACCCCAACUGGAUCUCCUCAUCUGCCUGCCAUGCAUAUGCCUUUACCCCCCAGCCGAGUCAUUGAGGAGCUCCACCGGGCCCUCGCUACAAAACAUCGGCAAGACAGCUUUCAUAGUCGAGAAGUAAAAUCUUCUCCGAAGAAGAGGAUUGAUUUCCGAACAUCACGGCCCUCUAGUCUAGAUAAGGGCAGAGAAGGGGUCUCUAAUUCUAAUGGCGGCGACUCUGUGAAUAAAUGUGGCUCUGUGAAGGAAGCCGAGGAAAACAAAGAAAACUUGAUCAGGGAUUCCAGCCAUAAAGACGACAUGCUGUUAUAUGAAGAUGAGGACGAACUCAACAACUCAGUUAUAUCUGGAACUUUGCCAAGAAAAUACAAGAAGGAGCUGCUGGCAGUCAAACUGCGGAACCGGCCCAGCAAGCAGGAGCUAGAGGACAGGAACAUCUUCCCCCAGAGAACCGAUGAGGAGAGGCAACAAAUACGACAGCAAAUCGAAAUCAAACUUUCAAAGCGACUGAGCCAAAGACCAGCUGUAGAAGAACUGGAGAGAAGGAAUAUACUGAAGCAAAGAAACGAUCAGAUAGAACAAGAAGAAAGAAGAGAAAUCAAACAAAGGUUAACCAGAAAGCUCAAUCAGCGUCCGACAGUAGAUGAACUGAGAGAGAGAAAAAUUCUGAUACGAUUUAGUGACUAUGUGGAGGUGGCAAAAGCUCAGGAUUAUGAUAGGCGAGCAGACAAGCCCUGGACGAGAUUAUCUGCAGCAGACAAGGCUGCCAUUCGAAAAGAACUUAAUGAAUAUAAAAGCAAUGAGAUGGAAGUGCACGUCUCAAGCAAACACUUGACCAGGUAUGUGUGCAGAAUAUACAGUUGUCCAAGGGUGGAGCUGGAAAUGUGUGCCUGUAUCACAGACCGUAAACACUUUCAUGCUGGAAGUAUGGUAUUACUUUGCAGUUAA